This is a messenger RNA of Nymphaea colorata (pocket water lily), 2526 nucleotides long. RefSeq names its product transcription termination factor MTERF2, chloroplastic-like. The record is from RefSeq and is a predicted model, not a curated record. Gene Ontology annotation, molecular function: double-stranded DNA binding. The transcript has 6 exons. Gene Ontology annotation, biological process: regulation of DNA-templated transcription. The coding region runs from base 303 to 2477 and encodes 724 amino acids. Lineage: Eukaryota; Viridiplantae; Streptophyta; Magnoliopsida; Nymphaeales; Nymphaeaceae.
GAAGGCAGAGUGCUUGAUUUCACCAAGGUGAGAUCCUAACAUCUAAGCUGAUAAUACGCAAAACGAAAAGAUACAGACAGAAUACAUCAAAGAGAUAAGACGAAUUGCCUUCAUGAAAAUGCUCGAAAGACAAAACCUUUGAACGCCAGAGGAAGAUAUUCUCGCUUCUCAGAGGUGCAUCCUCUCGUCCGCUACAAAUUUCAUCCUCCGCUUUUCUCAGUUCCACGCUCCCCAGUAGGCCUCCCAAGCGCGUGCAUGUAGAUAUAGAGCGCGAGACAUACAGAGUGAUUCUCUAAUGUAAUAUGCUUAUCUACGUCUCUGCUUCUCUGUGCCACGUUCCCCGCCUUAGCCUGCUCACUCCUUCCAUCCCCGAUGCCUCCUCCCCCUCCUCCUCCUCUUCGACCACCAGCUCUACCACCGUGGUGUUCCCUCGUCCCAUCAUCCAGAAAGUGCCUCUCUUCAUCAGAUCCAAGCCGAAGCAGGAUUUUGAUGUCAUCCAGGACCUCCUUCAGUCGUCGCCAGCAAGGGCCCGACCUCCAAAACCUGCCUCUCCACCGUCCUCCACCUCUCCCACGACCCUUGAGCGAGAGGCUCUCCUCGUCGUGGGCUCCCCAGAUUUCUCCCUGAGGCAGAGGGAGGAAACCAUGAAUUCCCUCCUCGACUUGCUCGAGCACAAGGGGGUCACCACCGCCUACGCCUUCGAGUUCAUCAGGCACGCCGGGGAUGUCAUCAACGAGCUAAUUGUCGAUGCUCGGUGCUCCGGGAAAGGUGAUUCCGAUGUUGGUGGGUGUCAUUCCGAUGAUAUUGUUAAAGAUGAUGGCGUUGCUUCGAGUAUUCAUGCUGAUGACGAGGACGGGAGCGUGGGAAAGGAAAUGAGUUCAAUGAAUACUGGUUUUUCUGGCGAAAUUGUGAUGGACGGUAACUUGGCUAGAACUACUAAUGUGGAUGAAGAAGCUGGUGAUGAAAAUAAGUCAGUGGGUUCAGUCCUUUUUGAGAGAAAGCCUUGUUUUAGGCAGGAAAGGUCAAAAGGAAUAGUUGGAAAUUCGCCAUUUGCAACGCGAGUUUAUAAAUGUGCAGAAAGAAGGGGUUUAGCUAGACUGGUACUCUACUUUGAGGUUCUUAGCAUGAAGGCAUGUCAUAUUCCUUCGAUCCUUCCGCUCACCGGAGGACGAAUUGAUGUUGUUCUUGCUAGAGUCGAGUUCUUGAGGAGCAUAGGAAUCGGGUCUUCCCGCAUUCCAAUGGUACUUGCAACUUGGCCGCAGAUUCUUAGAUAUGAAUGCGAUUCUCUGGCAUCGGUUGUGGAAUACCUGAAGGGGUUUGUGGGGCUUUCAAACAAGGAAUUCGUGAGGAUAAUUGUUAAACACCCGAACAUUCUAGGACACAGUGUGAAGGAGAUUGAUCAAAAUGUCAACUUCAUCAGGGAGAUAGGAUUGUCUUCGAAGGAGGUCAAGACUUUCUUCAUUCGUGAACCACAGUUGCUAAUCCAUGAUUUGAAAAGUAAAUUAGGAAACCUUGUUGGUUACUUCACCAGUGUUGGGGUGCAGCAGCAACAUAUCGGCCGUGUUUUGCUUCAGAGGCCAGCUUUACUCAGUAGCGAUCUGGAAAAGAAUGUAGUUCCGGUGGUGAACUAUUUGAAGAGCCUGCGUGCAAGUCCAGAUGACAUUGACAAAAUAGUGUCAUCGUUUCCUGGUGUCUUUUUCUAUGACCUUGAAAAGGAUUUUAAAGCUACAGUUUCCCAGCUGGAAAAUGCAGGUGUGAAGCCCAGUGUUAUGGGCAAACUUUUCAGGAAGCAUCCACAUCUGUUGAAAAGUAGGAUGAACUUCGGUCCAAAGUUAAAAUUCCUGUUGGAGCUUGGACUCAAGAAUGUGGAUCUUGGUCGAGUCAUAUUCAAUGCCCCACAGCUGCUCAGCCUAAACAUCGAAGAAAAGAUACUUCCUACAGUGAAAUUUUUAGAAACAAUUGGCGUAAAGGGAGCAUUACUGCGAAAGCUAUUGAGGCUCAAGCCGAUGGUUUUGGCUUAUAGCAUGGAAACAAAGUUGCAGCCAAAUAUCAAGUUCCUUCAUGAUCUGGGCAUUGAACAUGUUCGACUAGGCAGGCUUGUGGCUCGACACCCUCAGUUGCUGACCUUGAGUGUUGAAAAGAACUUGGAGCCCACUGUUAGAUAUCUUCUGAACUUAGGCUUCACACAAUAUGAAGUUAUGGAGAUGGUGCUGAGGCUUCCGUCCUUGCUUGGUUUCAGCAUCUCAGAUGUUUUAGAACCAAAAUACAAUUAUGCCACACUUGUCAUGGGAAGGUCUCCUCAGGAGCUGGUGAGGUUUCCUCAGUUCUUCAGUUACAGUCUAGAAGGAAGAAUUGUUCCUCGCCAUGUUAGCCUGGGCAACAUAAGUUGUAGGUAUUCUUUGAGUACCAUAUAUGGCUGUAAAGAUUCUGACUUCAAUUUAAAACUCUCCAAGUGGAAAACAACUAGUGAUUGCUAGAUAUAGAAUUCCUUUUAUACAUCAUAUCUUUUCUCCGUGCUUACUCUUA